GGUUACAUUUGUGUCCAGCCGCUGUCACAGACGAAGACAUCCCUCUUUAAACCCAAAACCCUAACACAUCCUUUUCGUUCGCUCUUAUAAACAAACACUCGUAACAAAAUUUCCCUCAAAUUUUCAAUCCGAAGACCUAACCAUGGCUACAACAAGCUACAAGAAGAACUAUCGUUGUGUACCAUCACUUGAACAGUUCUACUCACAAGGAAGUGCUUUCGCAGUAUCAUCAGAUGGAAGUUUUCUAGCAUGUGGUUGUGAUGAUAAAAUCAAAAUCGUUGAUUCAUCAAAUUCUUCUAUUAUAAAAACUCUUGAAGGAGAUUCAGAACGUGUUACUGCUCUGACUCUUAGUCCUAAUGACAAAUUUCUAUUUUCUGCCAGCAGUAGCAGACUAAUUACUGUCUGGGAUCUCUCUACUUCCAAACCUUUGCGUCAAUGGAAGGGACAUGAAGGAUCUUUAAGGGCUAUGGCUUGUGAUGCUUCAGGGGGGAUACUUGCUACAGCAGGAGAAGAUAGAUUAGUUCGUGUUUGGGAUGUUGAUGGAGGUUUUUGCACUCAUAAUUUUAAAGGUCAUGAGCAGGUUGUGACUAGUGUUUUGUUUCAUCCUAAUCAACUGUGGUUGUUUUCGGGAAGUGAUGAUGGAAAAGUUCGAGUUUGGCAUCUUGUAAGUAGAAAAUGUAUUGCAGUGUUUGAUAAACAUUUCUCAACUGUGACGUCGUUGGCUUUGUCCGAAGAUGGAUGGACCUUGCUCAGUGGUGGGAGAGAUAAGGUAGUGAACUUGUGGGAUCUGCAUGAGCGUAACUUCGAGAUGACCGUUCCAACGUAUGAGAUGGUUGAAACUGUCUGUGUUAUCCAUCCCGGAACACACUUUUAUUCUUCACUGGGUUUAAAUGAAAAGAGCACUGCAAAGAAAAAGAAAAGUUCACCACCAGUUUUUUUUCUCACUGUCGGCGAGCGUGGGGUUGUGAGGAUAUGGAACUCAGAAGGAGCUAUCUGCCUCUUUGAGCAAGGAUCUUCCGACGUUGCUAUAAGCUCGAAUAAGGAUGAAUUGAAGAGGGGCUUUGUGGCAGCUGUUCUAAUGCCUUCAGAUCAAGGAUUACUAUGUCUUACUGCUGACCAGCAGUUUCUAUUCUAUUCUUUAGAAAAAUCAGACGAGGAGGCUUUCUGCUUGAAGCUAAGCAAAAGACUUGUGGGCUACAAUGAAGAGAUUGUGGAUAUGAAGUUUUUGGGUGACGAUGAGCAAUUUCUUGCUGUAGCAACUAACAUUGAACAGGUGCGAGUGUAUGACCUCGCAAGCAUGUCAUGUUCCUAUGUCUUGACCGGUCAUUCUGAAAUUGUACUCUGCCUCGACACUUGUAUUUCUAGUUCUGGAAAAACUCUUGUAGUAACAGGAAGCAAGGACAACAGUGUUAGACUAUGGGAAAACAGUUCCUGUAUCGGCAUUGGUACUGGUCAUAUGGGAGCUGUUGGAGCUGUUGCAUUCUCAACGAAAAAAAACAAUUUCAUUGUUAGUGGUAGUAGUGAUCGUACAUUAAAGGUAUGGAGCUGGGACGGUCUGCAAGAAAAUGGUAACGAGAUCAUGAAUCUUAGAGCUAAAGCUGUUGUGGCUGCCCAUGAUAAGGAUAUCAACUCUUUGGCUGUUGCGCCAAAUGACAAUCUUGUUUGUAGUGGUUCACAGGAUCGUACUGCUUGUGUAUGGAGACUUCCUGAUCUAGUAUCCGUGGUAGUGCUUAAAGGGCACAAAAGGGGGAUUUGGUGUGUAGAAUUUUCACCAGUUGAUCAAUGUGUAAUCACAGCGUCUGGUGAUAAGACGAUAAAGAUAUGGGCAAUAUCUGAUGGUGCAUGCUUAAAAACAUUUGAAGGGCAUACAUCGAGUAUUUUACGUGUAUCGUUUCUUACUCGUGGGACCCAGUUUGUUUCGAGCGGAGCUGAUGGAUUGGUAAAGCUAUGGACAGUGAAAACAAACGAAUGCAUUGCUACUUAUGACCAACAUGAAGACAAGGUAUGGGCAUUGGCUGUUGGAAAGAAAACAGAGAUGCUUGCUACUGGUGGUGGUGAUGCUGUUGUAAAUCUGUGGCAUGACUCUACUGUUGAAGAUAAGGAGGAAGCAUUCCGAAAAGAAGAAGAAGGUGUUUUAAAAGGUCAAGAGUUGGAAAAUGCUUUGUCAGAUGCUAAUUAUAUCAAAGCAAUUAAGAUUGCUUUUGAACUUCGCAGACCCCAUAAACUUUUCGAUUUAUUUUCAGAACUUUUCAGGAAAAAACAUGCCGAGGAUCAGGUAGAUAAAGCUCUUCAGUCUCUUGGCAUAGAUGAACAGUAUCAACUUUUUGAAUACGUUCGAGAAUGGAACUCAAAGCCUAAGCUUUGCAGUGUUGCACAGUUUGUGCUUUCUCGAGUUUUUAGUACCCUUCCCCCUAAAGAGAUUAUUGAGAUAAAAGGCAUCAGCGAAAUACUUGAAGGACUUGUACCGUAUACACAGCGUCAUUUCAGUAGAGCAGACAGGCUCGAAAGAAGCACACUUUUGUUGGACUACACUCUUCACGGGAUGUCGGUUAUAGAACCACUAGAAACCAAUGAUAGUCAACGACUACCAAAUGGUGAAUCCGCACUUCAACAUUCUGAUGAAUUGGGAGAAGUUCUCAAUUCAGAACAAACAGAUACCCCUACAGAGGCAAAACAGUUGUCCUCAAAGAAACGUAAGUCGAGGAAAUCCAAAGAAAGUGGGAAAGUGAAAUCUAAGAAAGCAGUCCAGUAAUUUCAUAUUUUUGGCAAUUACAAGGAGUAGUUUAUUUAUUUCAUUAUUUGUAAUUUCAGUUUUGCUCGUCGAUUGUUUUGAGUUAAUUUAACAGUGUAUAUCUUUUUGCUGCUAUGUAUGGAACAGGUUACUUUCCGAACCAAAACCUGUAAUCUAAAGAGGAUAUAGCAUGUUGUGAAAUAGAACCUUUUCAGA
This is a messenger RNA of Papaver somniferum (opium poppy), 2947 nucleotides long. Its product is annotated as transducin beta-like protein 3. Gene Ontology annotation, molecular function: protein binding; U3 snoRNA binding. The transcript is spliced from 13 exons. Gene Ontology annotation, biological process: endonucleolytic cleavage to generate mature 5'-end of SSU-rRNA from (SSU-rRNA, 5.8S rRNA, LSU-rRNA); endonucleolytic cleavage in 5'-ETS of tricistronic rRNA transcript (SSU-rRNA, 5.8S rRNA, LSU-rRNA). Bases 143 to 2752 code for a protein of 869 amino acids. Gene Ontology annotation, cellular component: small-subunit processome; nucleolus; 90S preribosome. Lineage: Eukaryota; Viridiplantae; Streptophyta; Magnoliopsida; Ranunculales; Papaveraceae. The record is from RefSeq and is a predicted model, not a curated record.